This is a messenger RNA of Pelagomonas calceolata, 1487 nucleotides long. Lineage: Eukaryota; Pelagophyceae; Pelagomonadales; Pelagomonadaceae. The record is from the annotation of a GenBank genome assembly.
GCCUCAGCCUGCUCUGGCUAGGCGCAACUAGCACGCCACCGCUCAAUCAGCCCUGCGUGGGCUCGUUCGCGUCACCUGAGGACGCCUGCGACGUUCGUCGGCAUUGCUUUCGCGUUGGCGGGUGCAAAACCUUGCAACACCCAGAGCUGACGCGCUGCACAGCAACACACGACACGCAGCACACGCAUAGCAAACAUGCGUCUCAUCCGGCGCGCCACCACCCUACUGAUGGCAUCCACCAGCGUGCAGUCGUCUACGGCACCACCAGCGUACGACGUCGUCGUCUACGGCGCGAGCGGAUUCACCGGCCGCCUCGCGGUCGAGUACCUCACGGACCGUUACGCGACGAGCGGGCUCAAGUGGGCGAUCGCCGGCCGCAGCCGCGCGAGACUCGAAGCUCUUGAGGCCGCGGUGCCGAUCAUCGUCGCCGACGCCACCGACGCGGCGUCGGUCGAUGCCAUGGUGGCGCAGACGAAGGUGCUCCUCAACUACGCCGGCUCGCCGUACAUCACCAAGGCCCUACCCGUCGUCGAAGCCUGCGCGCGGCAUGGGACGCACUAUGUGGACGUGACGGGCGAAGUAGCUUUACAUAGAGCGUCUCUAAGCAGGCACGACGCCAAGGCGAAGGAGACGGGUGCAUUGAUCGUGCACUCGUGCGGCUACGACUCGAUCCCGUCGGACCUGGGCUACCUGCUGGCGUCGGACGCGUACCAGGAGAGGUACAACGCGCAGCCCGAGCGCGCGCGCUUAUUGACGCGCGGCUUCGAAGGCGGCGGUAUCAGCGGUGGCACGAUCUACACCGGGUUGGCGUUGUUGGGCUAUGCCGACGAGCUGAUGACGGAGGAAGCGAAAGGUCUCGUGGCGGAGACGCUGGCGAAGGGCAGUUACCCCUUGAACGACGUCUGCGGGCCGGAGACGAGAGAUACCGCGAAAAUUGUGGAGUACGACGAGUUGAGGAAGCUGUGGAUGGGGCCCUUUGUGAUGGCGGCGGCCAACGCGCCCGUGGUUCGAAGGUCCAUGGAGCUGCUCGGCCGCGACGUUAUCCCCUACGAGGAGAACUCUGGCAAUGUGUACGCGGUCGGGGCCUUGGGCGAGUACGUUCUUCUCGGCGUCGGCGCGGUGCUCGUGCUCUUCCCGCCGACGCGCUACCUGCUGAAGAAGUACGUGCUGCCGACGCCGGGCCAGGGGCCCUCGCGGGAGGCGCGCGACGCGGGCAAGUUCGCCUCGGAGGUCUACGCCGCGGGUCCGGCGGGCAUCGCCGUCGCUCGCGUCGAGAGCGGCGACGCGGGCGACGGCGGCUACAAGGCGACCGCAAGAAUGUCGACGGAAGCUGCAUUGACGCUGGCGCUCGACCGCGAGAAGUGCGCGGCCGGCGGCGUGUCCACGCCGGCGGCGGCGAUGGGGCGCGCGCUCGUGGACCGGCUGAACGCGUCGGGGAUGAAGCUGUUUGUCAUCGAAGUAGGCGGCGAAUUCAACUACUAAGACAC